AGAAAAAAAAGAAAGAUGGAAUAAACAAAGUCGCGCUUUUAGUUAAUUUCAGCUUCAUUUUGAUCUUGCUAUAUUUUAUUUCUCUUUAAUCGUAUUAUUAGUUUAUUGAUUAAUGUGAAAUCCGUAAAGUUUGUGAAUAUUCGUUAUGUAUUACGCGGAAAAAAGAAUAAAACUUUCGGAGAAGCAAACAAACAAUUUUUCCGAAGAUAUUUCCGCCACAGCUACCUCAAUUGAUCAUGGAAUAGGAAGUGAUUAUAGUACUUCAGUAGAUCUUACAAAUAACACAUCAGAAUUUUCACUUCCACCAGUGAAAAGAAAGAAGUCUUUUGAUGCUAACAACCAUGCUAGUCUCAAUAAGGUGAAGAAUUUUUCUGAGCUAAAAGAUUUACAACAAACAUCAUUAGGCUACUCAUCUUGGCUACAUUCUUCUACUUCCUCUUCACCACGGAAAUCGGGUAGCCGUACACCUAAGAAGAGAAAACUUGAGGAAAGUGAUGAAAAUGCAUUUGAUAGUUCGUACCAAUUCGCUUCACCAUUGAAGAAAAUUGCCAAAAAAGAAAGCUCAAAACUAAUACUCAAAGAAAAGAGUUCAAGUGAGAAUGUUAUUUUAUCAUCAACACCAAUUCGAGCAAAUAACAAAACUGAGCGUUGGAGCAAAUUUCGCAGUUUUCAUCCUGAAAAGUUUAAAGUCGAACGAGGCUUGACACUCACCAAUAUUCCAAACUUGCCAAACUCGAUUGAGGAAUCUUUUGAUUGUGCAAAUAGUCUUGACUUUACAAACAGCUUUAAUCUAACCAGUACAGACACUCAUGAUAAUGUCCCAAGCAAUAUCGAACAAUUAUGGAAGAAUCCAUUGAACAAAGACGCAACUGAAAAGGAUUUUGUCCACUCCGAACUUGUUUCUGGACAUUUUGAAUCUCUGGAAGAAGAAUGUGAUGAUUCUAAAUUGAAUUUCGAGUCAGUAACCACUCCAGAAAAAUCGAAUAAUGAAGAAAAAUCUUUUCGAAAGACUUCACCACCAACUAAGCGUACAAAAUAUUUUUGCGGCAGAUCUGCUUUCAAUAUUCUUGGAAUGCUCCAUGAUGAGAAGAAUUUGGCACUUCCAAAGAUCUUGAAUUGUUUGAAUGACACAGAUUUGCUUAGUCUCUCUCAUGUAUCACAAAACUUUCGCAUGAUGAUCACAACAAACAAAGUUCUCGAAGAAAGACGACAAAACUACCUCAAAUUAUAUCAAAAAGACCGCGAAAAUAAAUAUCCAACGGUUGAUGUUAAAACAACCAAACCACGGACAACGAAAGAUAAAAAGAAAGUUCUUGCUGAAUGUAAUGUCAACCAUUCAAUGCAAUUACGUUCAAAAGUUGUUUCCCCACCAGUUAGUCCAUCACGUCGACGCUUCUAUGAGAAUCAAAAGAUCGCUCUUAGAAGUUCCGGUCCACUUAAGAAAUGUCCAAUAUGCUCGAAGCCUGCGAUUAUUAUGAAAGUUCGCAGCUCACCUCGUAAGAAGAAGAAGACAAAUCUGUUUAAAAUUGCUUACACUAACUCAGGGCGAACGAGGAAGAAAUCUGCUUCAUUCCUUUCCAAAGCCAGUAUUGAUUCUCAAAGCACAAAUGAACAAUUUUACGUAACAUUCCAUCAGUUUGACGAUCGCAGUGCCACCACAUCGUCAAGUGAUACUCCUGGACCAUCAAGCUCGGAUGACUCAAGUGGAAGUGAAAUUACAGCCAGUGAAGAACUUCAUGAAUAUGCUGAAUGUAGCGGCGUUUCAUGUCACUUCAAAUUCUGCGUCAGAUGUAAUUGCAAAUAUCAUCGUGGACAUCCGUGUAAGGAUUUGUCACCACCAUCACCACCUCGUGGGUUGCUUGCAAAAACCACCGUCGUUGGGUCAAGAAAAAGCUUGAAGAGUCUCAAGAGAUUAAUUUACUGAUUUUUUUUCUUCUCAUAUAUUUUUUUCUUUGUAAUUUAAGAUUAAUGGUGAUCCGACUCAGGACUCCAGAUCUGAUUUUCUUGUUUUGCUUUUCGUUUCCUUUUUUAAAGUUUGAUAACAAACAAAAAAUUUCCGACACUUAAUUUUGGCAUUUUUAUUUUCUUUCUCCUUAAAUGAACAACCAGGUGAGUGAUUAUGAUAAAAGACAUUAGAGACAAUAAGAAAUAAGAAUGGAUAAAUAAUUAGUUAGUUCUUAAUAACUUUUUAUUGUUACUUAAAAUACUUAAGAACAAAAAAUGAAUAAAAUUUUACUUUUAAUUAGUGUGAA
This is a messenger RNA of Clunio marinus, 2252 nucleotides long. The record is from the annotation of a GenBank genome assembly. Lineage: Eukaryota; Metazoa; Arthropoda; Insecta; Diptera; Chironomidae.